Messenger RNA from Penicillium subrubescens, 1403 nucleotides. Its product is annotated as 4-hydroxyphenylpyruvate dioxygenase family protein. The coding region runs from base 1 to 1242 and encodes 413 amino acids. The record is from RefSeq and is a predicted model, not a curated record. Lineage: Eukaryota; Fungi; Ascomycota; Eurotiomycetes; Eurotiales; Aspergillaceae. Gene Ontology annotation, biological process: L-tyrosine catabolic process. The transcript is spliced from 3 exons. Gene Ontology annotation, molecular function: 4-hydroxyphenylpyruvate dioxygenase activity.
AUGACCAUCCCCAACGCAGACGAGACCAUCUUCCCAACAAACCUGGGCCCCGAAUAUGUCGGCUUCGACCAUAUCCUCUGGUACGUCGGCAAUGCCAAGCAAGCCGCAUCCUACUACAUCACCCGCAUGGGCUUCCGGGCCAUCGCCUACCGAGGCCCAGAAACAGGCUCGCCAUACCUGGCCAGCUACGUGGUUGCCAAUGGUGGAGCCGUCUUCGUCCUGACAGGGCCGGUGUGUGGUCCCGCGCAUACUGAAUCCGAGAAAGACAACAAUGCCCUGCAAAAGGCGACGAGCGAGGACCGGACGGUGCUUGCCGCGAUCCACGAGCACCUGACGACACACGGCGAUGGAGUCAAGGACGUCGCAUUCCGGGUGACGGGCGACGUGGGUGCAGUUUGGAAGCGCGCUGUUGAUAAUGGGGCCGCUGCUGUGGCGGAGCCGAAGAGUGUCAAGGCUGAUUCUGAGGGGGAUGGAUAUAUUACGACGGCGACGGUGGGGACAUAUGGUGAUACCGUGCACUCGCUGGUCAAUCGAGAGCAUUACGCGGAUAAUGCGCCAUUCUUGCCGGGGUAUCGGGUCGUUGAUGGGGAUGAAGAUCCUAUCAACCAGAUCCUCCCAUCGGUCGAGUUUCUGGAGAUUGAUCACUGCGUGGGGAAUCAGACGUGGGGUGGCGUGGAUCGAGCUGUGCAGUUCUACGAGGAAUGUCUGGAUUUCCACCGCUACUGGACGGUCGAUGACAAGGACAUGUGCAGCGAGUACUCCGCCAUGCGGUCUAUCGUGGUAGCAUCACCGAACGAGACGAUCAAAAUGCCCAUGAACGAACCCGCAGUGGGCAAAAAGAAGUCUCAAAUUGAGGAAUUCGUCGACUACUAUCACGGCGCCGGCGUCCAGCACAUCGCCUUCCGCUCCAACAACAUCGUCUCCGCCGUCACAAACCUCCAAGCCCGGGGCGUUCAAUUCCUCAAAGUCCCCAGUACAUACUACGCGGACCUCCGCCGGCGUCUCUCCCACGUCUCCUGGACCCUGAGCUCCGACGUCGACGUCCUGGAGAAACUCAAUAUCCUCGUCGACUUUGACGAGCGUGGAUAUCUGCUGCAGAUCUUCGCCAAGCAUGUCGGAGAUCGGCCAACGGUUUUUGUGGAGGUGAUCCAGCGUCAUGGAUUUGAUGGAUUUGGAGCUGGUAACUUUAAGAGUCUGUUUGAGGCUUUUGAGCGGGAGCAGGCGUUGAGGGGGAAUUUGUGAUCUCAAUUUGGGAUUGUGACUGAGAUUUGACAUCGCGCUGCAUUUUCGCUUUAGACUUGCCUAUCCAGUUGUUGCCCAGGUUUGGGUCUGGAAUCCUCUCCUCUCUUGGUGUUUGUUCGAUACUAAGAGGUCCCAAUAGAAUCGAGAACAGUACUAUUCAU